GCUUUGCUGAACCAUCUCCUCUCUUUGUUUAAAAAAAAAGAACCAACAUCUUCUCUAAUUAUCACAAAUACAGAGAAAGAAGCAAAGCAGAGAGCAAGAGUAGGAGGCUUCACUUCGUCAUGGAGACUAACGAAAAGCCUCCACUUAACAAUACUACGAGAAGAUCUUUACUGGUUUUCAACUGCAUCCUUUUAGCUUUAGGCAACUGCGGUGGCCCUCUCAUAAUGCGUCUCUACUUCCUCCAUGGAGGCAACCGUGUUUGGCUCUCAAGCUGGCUUGAAACAGCCGGCUGGCCAAUCAUUUUCAUACCCCUUUUCAUAAGCUACCUACACCGCCGCCGCUCCAACAAACCCACAACUAAACUCUUCUACAUGAAUCGUCAUCUGUUCAUCGCCGCCACCGUCAUCGGUUUACUCACCGGCCUUGACGACUAUCUUUACGCUUAUGGGGUAGCUCGUCUUCCAGUUUCAACAUCUGCUUUGAUCAUUGCAACCCAGUUGGGGUUCACUGCUGGUUUUGCGUUUCUUUUGGUUAAACAAAAGUUCAAUUUUUAUUCAAUAAACGCGGUGGUUUUGUUGAGCGUUGGGGCUGGUGUCUUAGCUUUGCAUACGAGCAGUGAUCGGCCGAAACAUGAAUCUAACAAAGAGUAUAUUAUGGGGUUUAUUAUGACGCUGGGGGCUGCAGCUUUGUAUGGAUUUGUCUUGCCAUUGGUGGAGUUGACGUACAAGAAGUCGAAGCAGGAAAUUAGCUAUACUCUUGUGAUGGAGAUUCAGCUGGUUAUGUGUCUGUUUGCUACUGUCUUUUGCACCUUAGGGAUGCUGGUUAACAAAGACUUCAAGGUGAUUCCAAGGGAAGCAAGAGACUUCGGGCUUGGUGAAACAAAGUAUUACGUGGUAAUAGUGUGGAGUGCAAUAAUCUGGCAGGCAUUCUUCCUGGGAGCCAUCGGAGUCGUCUUUUGUUCCUCGUCUUUGUUAUCAGGAAUCAUAAUAGCUGUUCUCCUACCACUCACAGAGAUCCUGGCUGUCAUUUUCUACCAAGAGAAUUUUAAGGCAGAAAAAGGCGUUGCUCUUGCGCUUUCUCUUUGGGGUUUUGUUUCUUACUUCUAUGGUGAGAUCAAACAAAACAAGAAAAAGAAUCUUGCUCCUGAAACAGAAAUGUUUCCAUCUUCUAAUCCAACGGCAAAUGCUUGAACACAUGCCAACGCUCCUGGAUUGCUAUCGUAUGAUUAUUUGUUUGUCAUGUAUUCAGAAUAUAUCAAUCUUCCUGUCCUUCUGCUUGUUUACUACUCUAAUGAGAAUUUGGGAACAAAUAUCAUACCAGAGAAUAAACAAAAGUCUUUAUUUUC
Messenger RNA from Manihot esculenta (cassava), 1345 nucleotides. Its product is annotated as purine permease 3. Gene Ontology annotation, molecular function: purine nucleoside transmembrane transporter activity. The transcript is spliced from 2 exons. Gene Ontology annotation, cellular component: membrane. NCBI's taxonomy places the organism in Eukaryota, Viridiplantae, Streptophyta, Magnoliopsida, Malpighiales, Euphorbiaceae. Bases 120 to 1190 code for a protein of 356 amino acids. The record is from RefSeq and is a predicted model, not a curated record.